Bacidia gigantensis is the source of this 1086-nucleotide messenger RNA. RefSeq lists its product as uncharacterized. The record is from RefSeq and is a predicted model, not a curated record. The transcript is spliced from 6 exons. The coding region runs from base 1 to 1086 and encodes 361 amino acids. NCBI's taxonomy places the organism in Eukaryota, Fungi, Ascomycota, Lecanoromycetes, Lecanorales, Ramalinaceae.
AUGGCACCAACCUUACGAACACUGAACAAAAGUAAUAUCGAGAUCGAAGCCAACCCCAGAAGGAUUACUCCGUUGCCAAAACAUGCAGAAGAGCUACGACAGCUUCUACUAAAUUUCAAGCAUAUUCUGCCUAAACAAAAGAAGAUCGAUCUCAAGAAACUUUGCCUUACAGACGAGCAUCUUGUAAGAGGCGACGUUCAACCGGCUGAUAACAUUUUCUUUGACUCUCUUCACCCGACGUAUGAGGCACGAUGGCAAGCAGCAUCGAACUUGCGAGAUAUGGCGAAACAUCUCGGUACGAGGCACAAAGAGUCGCAGCGGAAUGCCUUAAUGACGAACUUCGUUUUUCACGAUAUCAACCAGCAAUCAUCUGAGGUAUUUCUAUGGGGUUCGGAUGAACUGUUUACAAAUGCCGUCCCCAUUCGAGGACAACUCUCAGACAAGGAAGACCACCGACCAAAACCCGAUCUUUGGUUCGGUUUAGGCAUUUACGGCGACCAGCGGCUUUCCCGGCUUCAAGGUCUUGAAAAGUCCGGCAAAGCCGUUGAUCAUUUUACUCAAGACAAUUUACGAUGUCUCAGCCGCGAUCAUCCGAACGGAUUCUUGCAUCUCCCCUCGAAGUCAAAUAAAGAUGCAGGAUUUCCUUGGAUGGUAGUAGAGUUCAAAAAAGAACUCGGAGACCAGCAGGAAGCCCUGAGACAAGCUGCAAACGACAGCUAUACUAGUUACAGGCUUGGUGAACGUCUUGCGGCGAAAGGACACCUUCCAGUGUCGCCGAUCGUUGCUUUCACAUCGGUCGGACCCAAGGUGAAGAUAUUCAUCAUGUACAAAGAUAGAAGAGCCAUUUACCGUAUGGCUUGCAUAUGGAGCGGUAACGUCGAACACAUUCUUCACGCUGUGCAGUUGAGACGCAUUGUCGAUCAGCUUAUGUUCUGGGCGCUAAGAAUUUUCAAACCGUGGGUUACUGAAUGCUUGGAGCAUUGGUACACGGAAACAACAGGCUCAGAGACGGAUGCAGAAACCGAUGCCAGCAAUUCUUCUGACGAAAGUGCCGAAGAUGACGAAGAUUCCGAAGAUGGAGAAUGA